Messenger RNA from Scleropages formosus (Asian bonytongue), 2940 nucleotides. RefSeq names its product calcium binding protein 1a (gene cabp1a). The transcript has 7 exons. Gene Ontology annotation, molecular function: calcium channel regulator activity; calcium ion binding. Gene Ontology annotation, cellular component: cytoplasm. The coding region runs from base 566 to 1702 and encodes 378 amino acids. NCBI's taxonomy places the organism in Eukaryota, Metazoa, Chordata, Actinopteri, Osteoglossiformes, Osteoglossidae. The record is from RefSeq and is a predicted model, not a curated record.
CAGGAUCUUCGAGUGACUCCGGGGAGAAAACACACAUCAACUCACAGCACACUGACGUUAGGAAACACUCAGAGGCAGAAGCACACGGAGAAAUACAGGAGGACACACACGCACACAUACAGGUAGACACGCGUAGUGACACACUGUAUCGUUCGCGCGCGCACAGACAGACACACUCAGAGACACUGAUACCGACUGGCACGCGCGCGCGCACACACGCGCACAGUUAUAUAUGCUCCAUGUCAGAAACGCGGCGCAGGAGAACCGGACUAGCAGCGGAAUGAUGAACUGCUGAACUUUAUCUUUUCUUAUUUUUUUUUUAAAUUGUUAUUUUAAACUUGUAUUACCAGUCCGGUGUGUUCAUCAUCAUCAUCAUCAUCGCCUCGCGCUGCCGUGCCGCGUGACGAUGCCCGCUCGGGUAUCGGACCCCCGGCAGCUCCGCAGCGGCGCCCCUCCAGACGCUCUCCGACCCCACAUGGACUUCCAGAGCCCCGCGCGCGUCUCCGCGCUCACAGCCUCCCCGUCCGCGGAUGAGAAGCGGCGCGCAGCCUGAGAAGCUGCCCUCAUGAGCGCCUCUCUCCCCAAGAGCGAAUCCACCGCGUCCCUGUUGAGAGCCUCCCUUCCCGGCCGGAGGUUCGCGGAGCGCCCGGCGGGGAGCAGCAGCGCCCCGGAGGAGACGUGCUGGCCGGCCGAGUGCGACGCCAGCGCCCGCAGACCCCUCUGUCACCCCCGGCUGGCGAGCGGCCGGAGUGCCGGGAGGACGCGAGGGAGCCGGGGACAGACCCAACACCCACACGCCCGCUUCGCCCCCGCGUUCGCCCAGGAGCAGGAGCAGGAGCAGGAGCCGCCUGGUAGGCAGGCGUCCGUGCGGGCUGGCAGUGGCAGGGACUCGCGGCAGAGCAAGCCGUGCAGACACCCACACCGCCCGCACGCGAAGCCCGUAAAGGAGGACACGGUGACGGUGACGCCGGCGAGCCGCCACCGCAGAGAGCCGCCGGCGACGCCCUCCAAGCGCUCCGCCGAGGCGGCGCUCUUCUUCCGAGCGGCGGACGCGAGCCGCGCCGCCUCGUCCCUGAGCCUGGCGUCGGAGCCGCCCGCGAGCCCGCCGUCCCCGUCGCCUGCGUCCUCGUCCCCGAUGCCCGAGUCUUCCAGCCGCUCGUCCGCGCGCUCCGGCAGCUCGAGCGCGGCGUCCAGCGUUUCCGACUCGAGCCUCAACCCGAUCCUGAGCUCCGUGUUCGGCCAGGACAGAGAGCUAAGGCCGGAGGAAAUCGAUGAGCUCCGAGAAGCAUUCAAGGAGUUUGACAGAGACAAAGACGGCUUCAUCGGCUGCAAAGACCUGGGCAACUGCAUGCGAACCAUGGGCUAUAUGCCCACAGAGAUGGAGCUGAUUGAGCUGAGCCAGCAAAUCAACAUGAACCUGGGGGGCCAUGUUGACUUUGAGGACUUUGUGGAGCUGAUGGGACCAAAACUUCUGGCUGAAACAGCAGACAUGAUUGGUGUGAAGGAACUGAGAAAUGCAUUCAAAGAGUUUGACACAAAUGGCGAUGGAGCAAUCAGCACUGCGGAGCUCAGAGAAGCCAUGAAGAAGCUGCUGGGACAGCAGGUUGGUCACAGAGACCUGGAGGACAUCCUGAGAGAUAUUGACCUGAAUGGGGAUGGCCAUGUAGACUUUGAAGAGUUUGUCCGGAUGAUGUCUCGCUGAGCUGCAGCUUGCAUUCUAUAUGGGGUGUUAUCGCUGCCCACGGAUGAGUGCAGAUGGAGAAGUGAGGGGUAAAGACGAGAUCACCAAGCGAAGCCUGAGCCACUCUUCCUGAAGAAAACUGGAAAAUAAAUUCUGACCUCCGAACCACAAACCCAGGGGGCACCUUCACUUGGUGACCCAUUCCAUGAAGUCAUCCUUUCCACACGAGACCUGCUCCCAGACCGGUGUUGUGACACGCUGACAGACUCGUGCCAGGACUCCUGAUUGACCGAAUGACUGACCAACCGACUGACCGUCUCAGCACUUUUACCCCUCCCCCACAUAUCUUUAUACUUAACCUGUUUGGGAACGGCGGAUGCCCUGGUCCCACCUUCCAUCAGCAAUAUGGAUUUUCUCUGUUUACUUCCAUGUGCAUUUGCGUGUUUUGUGUUCACAAUAAAAUUACUUAGCAUCUUAAAUAAAGAUGCGAGAUUUAAAAUGUAGCUCGAUCCUGGAGACAAGCAAACCAAAUCUUUACAACAGGGUGAUGAUUCAUCUUCUCUUCCCGACUUUUAAUUAGCAGGAAACCAUGGAAAGGCCCUUUGUUUACUGAGGUUGGAGACAACCAAUCACAUGUUCUUAGUACUGCAAUGGUUUACAAAAAAUGUAUUUGUAUGGAUGCAACUAAUAUCAUACAUAAUGUGACACUUAAAUUCUUCUUGGAGCCUCCUGGUAAUUUUUUUUUUUAUUUUGGGUUUUAAAUAUGUCCUUAAAUGAGAAGUUCUUAACCUGGGGUCCAGGCUUCCUUUGAAAAUAAGGCUGUCCAACUAAAAAGUAACAAAAAAUGAAGGUUUGAAGUAUUAAUGCUUAAGAAUACCAUAGAAAUAAGUAUUGAAUUAUUACCUAUGACAUAAUUAUUGUGGAUGUACAGUUUUCAGUGCAAUAAAUUGACUGCCAUAUUUUCUCCACUGUUAUUGAUGGACAUUUUUCUAGUUUUUAGAUUUUUGCAGGGGUCUGUAGUCUAGAGAAGGUUAAGAACAAAGGCCAAAACAUGGAAGUGCUUCCUGCAACCCUCUAAUUUAUUUAUUUAUUGGAAAGACUAAUUGAUGCAAGGAAGGCAGACGAUGCUUCCGCUCAGUACAGCGAAGGUGUUGGAAAUGUAGCUGUAGCCCAGGUGCUACAAUGGACCCUUGGAGUUGAAGACCAGCCUGGAGCUCUUUUAUUUCAUCAACUUUUUCAUAUGUAUAUAUGAGACAAUG